GGGAAAAAACGAUUAAAAUAUUGUAUCACUUUUUAUUUCUUUACAUGAAUUGCUGCCCCUGCUUUGAAGAAAUUUCUGAGAAACGAACUUAAAAAUUUCGGAUUUAUAUCUAGGACAAAGAAACGAAAUGCGCAACCGUGUGUUAUCUCAAAGCCAGCGUUAAAAGUGAAAGUGGAAGGUCAGAGUUUGAAUUCCUUUAUUGUGUAUUAGCCUACAAAAUUAAAAAGACGACAAGCAGAUUAUUUUUGCUUGAUCAAGAAUUAGUGUUGUGUAGCUGUAAAGCCCAGGUUGCAGUAUCUGUAUGACUCUCUAAAUGUUCUGGAAUGGAGUGUAAAACCGAACUGUGACGGGCUGAACCAUGAUGGCCACACGGCCUACAGUGACCCUGAAGAGGUUCAGAGGUCACAGCACUCUGGCUAGUCUGACUAAGAACUCAAGUAGUUCUGGAAGCAGUAAAUGCUGUAGUAGAAGUAGGUCAGCUGUAGAUGACACUUGUCAGACCACGAGAUGUCCUGCCACACGUGUGUUGGAUAUGUCGACACUGCCAGGUCGUACGUCUCUGCUGGCGGCUGCCACACGGCCCAUUUGGUCUUCUUCCAAACAAACAGAUCUCAUGGCCAGAGGGAACACUCUUCCCACAGCCUCAUUUUCAACUUUGGCUGGCAGGAAAAGACACGUUGGUUUUAAAAGAAAUUGCUCAACGUACGAUUUGAAAAAUAUUCCUGUGAGUAGUGAUGUGAGAAGGAAAAAUAGCUGGAUGUUUGAUUCCAAAGUGCAAGUUUCUGACAAUGACCCUUGCAGUAUUCUCAGAACGGCCGUCCAGUCUGCUGAAAAGGGUCAUUUUUUUCCGCAGGAUUAUUUACCAUUUUUCUCCCAGUACCAGACUUGUGUUUACGCCAGAUUGGGUCUCUCUCACGUCCAUCAGAUGCCUCUCCUUGGUGAACCAAAGAUUUGGUUGGAACCAGCCAACAAUCUAAAUAUUAAGUCUUUCACGAUAGACAGCGAAAGUUUUGAAAUGUUAUCAUCUCUCGUGGUGACUAAUGUCGAUGAUAUUCCCAGUUCCCACGUCCCACGGCUUCUUCACCACCUCCACUAUUUGCUUCUCUCUGGCAGUGAAAUGGUGAAAGUUCUUUUAAAAAGGUCAGAACAGCUUGUGCAUUUGUUUGAUCUUCAAGAUUUAGCUUUCCUUGCAUCCAGCGGAGUUUCACAUCAUAUGGAGGCUGAAGAUGUGAGGAAGCUAGUAGACAGGACUAAAGAACUUCUUGACACCCAAAAUGUUAAGGAUGUCAAUGUUGGUGACCUGUGUGUGAUAUAUGGAAACCUCCAGUCUCACAUGACUACGCCCAUGUUUGAUUUAGGUGCAAGAAUUAUUUCUGGGAAACUCAGUUGUGAGGAACUUGAUCCCACUGUAAAUAUUUUUGGUACCGUUGAGAUGUUUAAUAAACUAUCUAAAUUUGAGUGUGUUGAAAGUCUGGACAAUUCAAUAUUUAUGACCCUGGAUAGGAAAAAUUUGUCCCCUAUGUCUUUCGGAGAAACUGAUCUCGACACUUUUGGGCAUGCUGGAAAACUGUUUCGACGGGUUGACUGGAUCAAGGGGAGUGCACUCGUGAAAGAAUUUAUGGCAGACAUUGUAAAGGAUGUGGAGGGUUGUGCCGACGUGGGAGACGUUGUCCGUGUCUCCAGUCUUCUAGACAGGGAACAUCUUCUGGGUCAGGAGGAGAACUUUGCUCAGAACAUUUGUGAACUGGUGAAGGAUACAGACUUUGUUAUGUUCUCUAAGCUGCUCAAGAUUUGUUUGAGGUUGAACAUUCUCUUCCGGAACCGGUCGGCAUGGGACUUGUCGAGUGAGUUGCAGCAAAGGCUGGAGAAAAUGUCGGAGGUGCUGACCGUUGGUCAACUGGAAGAGCUUCUGUGGGCGGACGGUGGAAGCUUUGCCAGGGCUGUGUGGAGACUGCUAGAUUAUAGAGCUGCCAGGGGCUGCUACUGGUCCACAGACUUUCGACGUCACCUAGAGCAACGACUGACCCACAAAGUUGACCAGCCCGAAGCCAGGAGGGAGGAGGUGAGACUCUUUCUCACUCUAGCGGUCAAUCGGCUGACCAGUGGUCUCCAGAUCUCCCCGGUGGAACUGUCGGCGUUGACGCAGUCGAUGCAAAAACUGGACUUUGGUGACUUGCUGGCGUUUCAUCGGACAAUGGUGGCGGGGUUCAGGUCAAGUCUUCCAGGGAACGUCAAGAAACAGAUCCAACAGCUCAAAGUUCGGUUGUGCAGCGUGUUCAGCCACAAGCUGCAGCAAGCCAGAGGGGUGAGCCCAGAGUUCUCCCUCUUCACCGGCAGACAGCAGGUGGGCUCAGGGCCUGCGUCGGGGGUGGGGGAGAGAUGGUCGCUGUACGAGGAACUGUUGAAGGAACUGCCUCAGCUUGUCGCGUCGUCGUCUGCCGAUGAGAAAAGCUGUCUACGUGCCGUCACGCUGCUGAACAAAUUGUCGGAGUUUCACUUUGCGGAGGCCGAGACAUUGGAGACCUUGUUUUGUGUUGUAAGGUCAAGGACAGAGGAGAACUUUUUGGCCUCUCUACAGCUGCUGGAGGUCAUGGCCAAAUCAGGCUACCAGCCGAGACAGUUUGAGAAGUUUGUUGCCUGGAGUCAUCAGCUGGCAUCAGAUGUCAUGAGAUCUACGUGUCUCUCCAAGACCAAGCAGGUUGAAAUCGCUCUGUACCUGUCAAUGGUGGAGGUUUUUCCCGAUGACGUGCUACAGAAGAUCUUCAGUUUAGAUUUUCUUCUUUCACUGGAGAAAGAACUGGCAGAGAGCUCCAAAUCGCAGAGAGAGAGUGCCUUAGGGAACCUGGCGCUGCUCAACAGAAGCAUCUGUCUGGAGUGUCCUCAUGUCAACCUGACCUGGUUUUGCCACAAACAUUUGCCGGCUGGCCUGUCUGGCAGCGAUGACUUGAAGUUCCUAAGUGACAGACUCAUGAGCUCUCUCUGUCGUGUGUUUGGAGCCGAAAGUUUUGUGAAAACGUCUCAGCAUAGUCCGUAUGGACACCACAUAGACUUCCUCCUGAUGUUUGACUCAAACGGCCUCCCUGUGAUACCGUCAGACAACUUGCGGAAUGACUAUGAAAAGGUUGCAGUGCAGUUGUUGUCAAGUUCCGACUUUUGCCAGGACAGCGGUCAACUGACAGGUCAUACACUAGUGGAUAUAAGACAUCUACAGAUCCUUGGAUACUCUGUUGUCACGAUCCCUCAGCACCGUCUCUCCUCCAUGGACGUCCAGUCUGACGAGGCCUUGGACCAGGAGGUGUGGUCAACUGUCCAGUUUUCUGUCGCCUUCACACCGGUCUCUGGAACUUUUGUGCCAACACCCGAUGAGGGAGACAGAUGAAUUGGUCUCGUUGUAGCAGCCGAGUUGUACGGAAUAGAUUAUUUGUUCUUUGUUCUUCAGAAUGCAAAAGAUUGGAGUUAGAUCCUAGUGAAGGGAAUAUGUUUUGUCAAUUAAAUAUGUGUGUAGUGCUGACAAAAUGAGUUACUUUUUGCAAUCCACAAAUGGAGAUAUUGGUACAAAAUCAACAUCGAGAUCAAAUUAGUAGAUUUUCUAUUGAUGCUCUAUUUUUUAUGUAUAACAUGCCUCGUAUUAUUUCAUUCGUAUAAAUGGUAAAACUUCACUUAUAAGCUUGAUGUUUAUAUUUCCAUAAGGCUUGAAUCCGAGAAGUAACUCAUUGUGUCAGCACACUUUAUAUAUAUUUUGCUGUCCAUUGAUAUUGAUGAGGAUUAAGCAGUAUGCAUGGCACAGCUUUGUCUAGACGGCAGACAUAGAGUAAGUAGAAUGCCCACGUAUUAUGUCCCUCCUUUCAUAUCUCGACCUCUUUGGUAUGCUCAAAAAGAAAGACGUGGCCAAUAUGUUUGGAAUUAUAUUUUUAUAUGAACGACUCGACUUGCGGGUUCUGUGGAUGGAAGGGAUGAGUAUUUCUUGUGAUUUUGCCCUCCCUGAAGGGAAAGGGCAAAAGGAAAUGAGGCAGACCACGGUCGAUGAUGGUUACGCGAAAUUGUUGUUUCUGUUGAACAUGAUGUGAUAGGAAUAUUGGAUUCUUUGUGUCACUUUUGAAAACAGAUGGGUAGAAGACCUGCAAGUUUUUUGUUAACUUUUUUCACAACCCCCCAACUUCUUUGAAGUAACAAUGCUGGAAUCUUUAUUGUUGGAUUUGACAUUUUUAGAAUUAGGUGUUUUCUAAUCUGAAGCAUUUGUAUCGACUUGUGAUAUAAAUAUUGUUUUUCUGUUAUUUCGUUUUCUUUGAAAUUUGUCUCAAUGGGAGCUUAAAAAUAAAAAAACCCUACAUUUAUUUUAAAAAAAA
Molecule: messenger RNA, 4346 nt
Organism: Aplysia californica (California sea hare)
Lineage: Eukaryota; Metazoa; Mollusca; Gastropoda; Aplysiida; Aplysiidae
Exons: 12
Coding region: 359-3379 (1006 amino acids)
Source: RefSeq, a predicted model, not a curated record